Messenger RNA from Verruconis gallopava, 1600 nucleotides. RefSeq lists its product as uncharacterized. NCBI's taxonomy places the organism in Eukaryota, Fungi, Ascomycota, Dothideomycetes, Venturiales, Sympoventuriaceae. Gene Ontology annotation, molecular function: oxidoreductase activity; nucleotide binding. Gene Ontology annotation, cellular component: cytoplasm. Gene Ontology annotation, biological process: NADPH regeneration. The transcript is spliced from 3 exons. The coding region runs from base 212 to 1459 and encodes 415 amino acids. The record is from RefSeq and is a predicted model, not a curated record.
GCUGCGUUUGAUGUGGGUAUUAUAGCAGGCCUAGCGAGAGCCGCUUGGAAAUUUAGUAGACAAGGUGCUGAACGUUGUGAUAAUGCCUAUAUCACUUGCUGUCCUACCAUGGCAGCACCUUUCAACCCCACCGAGUCAAACUUCGUCUACGAUCUGAACAAGACUUUGAACACCACUAGGCCAGACGUUUGGAAGUUGACUGAACAGCAGAAUGGCGCCUCUUAAUGUGCUUAUGGUUGGAACCGGUGAAUAUACCACCGGUUUCGUAGGAGGCGGGGCUUCCGGUUCCGACAAAAAAGUCGGCGUGGUAGGAUUGACACUCUUUGACUUGCGGCGCCGCGGCAAAGUGGGCAAGCUGUCCAUGGUCGGCACGACAGGCAGCAAGUUCCCAGCAAUCCGUGAACACCUCCGCAAGAACAUCUCAGAGGUCUACAAUGGCCUGGACACGUCUUUCGAUGCUUACCCCAAAGGCGACGUGCGGGAUCCGGACGCGUACAAGACCGCUAUCGAUGCUCUUUCUCCUGGUGAUGCCAUUACGGUGUUCACGCCCGAUCCCACGCACUAUCCAAUUGCCAUGUACGCUAUACAGAGGGGCAUUCAUGUAAUGCUCACAAAACCGGCUGUGAUGACCCUGGCACAUCAUCAAGAGUUGAUCGAGGAAGCACGCAAACAUAAUGUGUUUGUUUAUGUCGAGCAUCACAAACGCUAUGACCCAGCAUACGCAGACGCGCGGCAUCGUGCGACAUCCGGCAAGCUCGGUGACUUCAACUACUUCUACAGCUAUAUGUCGCAGCCAAAAAGUCAACUAGAAACAUUCAAGGCGUGGGCAGGUAAAGAUUCAGAUAUUUCAUAUUACUUGAAUAGCCACCAUAUCGAUGUGUGCGAAAGUAUGGCACCGGAGUGGAGACCAGUCCGGGUCACUGGAAGCGCGAGCAAAGGGAUUGCUACAGACCUCGGUUGUGUACCACAAACUGAGGACACAAUCACCUUAUUGGUAGACUGGGUGAAGAAGGAUGGUUCGGGAAAGCGUGCGACUGGCGUGUACACCGCGAGCUGGACUGCACCGCAGAAAGCCGGAGUGCACAGCAACCAAUACUUCCACUGGAUGGGUAGCAAGGGCGAGAUUAGGAUUGAUCAAGCAAAGAGAGGAUAUAAUGUCACUGAAGACGAAAGUGGAUUAUCGUGGUACAAUCCGUUCUACAUGAAAUAUGCCCCGGAUGAGGCGGGUAACUUCGCAGGCCAAUCGGGCUAUGGUUAUAUAUCGUUCGAAAAGUUUGUAGAUGCUGUCACGGACCUGAAAGAAGGCAAGGUGACACUUGAUGAACUGGACGGGCGCCCUUUGCCCACGCUGAAGAAUACAAUUGCGACUGGCGCUAUCUUGGAAGCAGGUAGACGGUCGCUGGAUGAAAAGCGAAGUGUCGAGAUUGUGGAAGAAAAUGGAGUCUGGACCUUGAUUUAAUCUAGCCAUCCGCCUAUGCCGCUUUUGGCCUCAUUUUUAUCCACUAUGACUUGUGGUAAUUGACAAUUGGCUAGAUAUAAUCUACAUGAUCAUAUGGAUAUGGCGCCGCGUUUUCAAUCAAGAUCCGCGCCUGCACGCAAG